Mercenaria mercenaria is the source of this 3297-nucleotide messenger RNA. RefSeq lists its product as uncharacterized. NCBI's taxonomy places the organism in Eukaryota, Metazoa, Mollusca, Bivalvia, Venerida, Veneridae. The record is from RefSeq and is a predicted model, not a curated record. The coding region runs from base 121 to 1098 and encodes 325 amino acids. The transcript has 7 exons.
UUACGCAUCAUUGCGAGAAUCAAUAUAUUGUACAGCGUCAGCUGCUGAAUAAUUUCUUAUACAGUGGCAGGCUUGCAGGAGUACCGGAGAGCGUGAAACCAAUAUUCUACUUGAUAAAAGAUGGAUUUUAGAAGAUAUGCUCUCUUAAGCGUAGCCUGCAUUGCCGUUCUGCAGACAGCACACGCGGGCUGUAAGGAGGACACAGAGAAUUCUGAUGAGUUUAAGGAAUGUAUGCAGACAUACUCAACGUACUUGGCAAAUGUUGGUGAGUCUGGCGACCAGAGCCAAAUUCUCGUCGCGUUUUGCAGCCCUGAAGGACAAGCUGCCACAUCAUGUAUGAAGCCAUUCAUUGAAAAAUGUGGUGAUCUGUUGACUAAUAACAUGCUGAGUAUGUUUGGUGUGAUUAAACAAAUGGGCGGAUGUGCAGUCGCAGGUGGAGGAAGUGGAGGAAUGGGAGGAAGUGGAGAAUGUUCAACCGCUUCUCAAGAAUGUAUGAGUAUCAGUAUGGGAGAUGCUAGCGAAGAACCGGACAUGGCCGAAGCUCCAACAGAGUUUAACAAGUUCCAAGAGCAGAUAAAAACGAUUUGUGGUCAAGUCAAGAAACAGUUUGAUUGUUUGAAAAAAUACGAGGAAAAGUGUCCAGAUCUAGAGGGUCAAUUUAAGCAAAUGAUGGAACUUGGACGACAACAGAGCACUCCAGGCGAACCUUUCCCUGAAUUCGAUGAUCAGAAGAAUUUCGUCAUGGAUGAAUGUCCCAAGUUUCCAAAAGAUUUUACUACAAGCACAUGCGUAAAAGAUAAUCUUAACAAGAAAGAAUUUAUUGACUGUUACAAAAAUGCAACAAAGCAGAGCGGAGAGCAAAUGAGCUGCGAUGCUUACAAGGCCGCGUUUCCCUGUGUGACGACAGCGCUUAAAAGCUGCGGGGAUAAAUAUACGAGUUCAUUUACGGCAACAACAAACUUCUACCUGGCCGCUACAUUUGACGACUGCAAAGUUGUAGUAAAGAAAGAAACAAGUGGUGCCAAUGUUUAUACCUCUUCAUUUUCUACUCUUCUUAUCGGCCUUUUCUUGACAUUAUCUACUUUAGUUGUACUUUAGAUGAGAUUUAUUUUGGUCCAACCUACAAACUGUAAAAUGAAUCAUACAAAAGAGCAUUAUACCAAUUUCUUUCAGAAAUAACUUGAAAAUAAUAUACAAUGACUCGGUGAAACAGCUUUUUUUUUUGUUGUAUGAAACAUGGUAGGAAAAUGUAUUUUAUACAUAAACUUCAAAAAGUAAGUUAUUUAAGAUAUAUUGUGUUCAAAAAUAUUUUUUUAUAAAAUCGGCUUCGGUAAUAGUUUCGAUUUAAACAAUGUAGAUAAUACAAAGCAGAAUAAAACCAAUGAAGGGCGUGAAUUAAUAAAACCAACUAAAUACAUGUUUGAUUCCAACAGUGGAGAUCUAUCUUUCAUUAAAAAACUUAACAAAAUAUACUAAGCUUCUGAUAAAUGUUAGCUGAUUGUUCAUAUAUACUGCAGAAUUCUAUCAAUAUCUGUUUGUUUUAAAAGAAUGGUAGUAAAAUCUGUGAAGCCGUAUUUCAUUUUUACGCAUUUUUUUCCCUUUUUAGACUAAUUUCUUCACACAGUUGGGAUAAAUAUUAAAACUGUAGUCCUUGAUAUUGAUGUUGAACUGAUCAGUUUUUCUUACAAGCAUCGGAGAUUCUUAAAUUGCUUAAACUUGACUUGCAUGGGAAAAACGCGAGUUCUAUAUAUAAUAUGCCUAAAAUUGAAAAGACUACGUAUCUUCUGGGUUAUUUUAUUGUGGCUGGAGUAGAAAAUAAUGAGUAUUUAUUGGAGUGAGAGAAGAUGAAGAUAGACUGGUCACUGGCGAGAGCAGGAUAAAAUAAGAAUAACAAGCUUCUACUUUAUUACGUCUGUGUUUCAACGUACACUGUAUUUUAAAAUCAGACAUGUUAAAGCUCGGUGAACUAAUACAGAGGUCACGAUUUCAAUCCCUGGAAGAGAUAGACAUUGUCAGUGAAUUUUACCAGUUUAGGUCUUCUUUUUUUUCAUUUUCAAAUCUUGUAGGUAACAGUUGUGAUGCGUUGAAUAAUUCUGCUAAAUUCAGAAACAUUAUGUUAACCGACUGCCGGACAUACUGUCGAAUCUUUAUAGAAUGUAUAGAGCAAGGCUUGUAAUCUAUUUCGGCGCUUACGUAAGACUCAGUUCCGCAACUGAUAGUACCUCAAAUACGGCUUGGUCAAGUUUUUUUCUUACUCAUACAAUUUCAUUAAGUAUAAUAAAUUAUAUAUGUACGUCCAACUAGUGUUUUCGGCGGUGUAUGAUAAACGCCUUGUAGGAACAACAAAUGGCACUAUUAUCGUGUAAAACCAAAAAGACAACCUAAAUACCCUGUCAACUAAGUGCUGUGUAUAUUGUAUCUCAGGUAGACCAUGAGAAAGCCUUUACGUUUAUAAUGAGGCAAGCCGUUCGAGAAAAAAAAAUCUGAGUAAGGUCAUGUAUUUUUACGUUAUGGUGGUAUUUUGGUGAUUUAAGCUGUUGUUAUCAAUUAGUUUUUUGUGUGGCGGGUGGUUUGUCGUAAAUUUUACACUUAGGUCGCUCGGGAAACCGAUACAACGUUCAUGUUACAGACAAGACGUCAGUACUACAUAAAAAGUUACGUUGACACUGUAUCAGUUGCCAGAUAGUGACUGUGUAUCUGAUGAGCCAGCCAAACGUCUAAGCUACAAAUCACGUGAAAUCCAUGCACGUGCAUAUAAUCGCGUAGCACAAAAAAACGAGGGCUUUCUUAAAUCAACGUACAUGGUAUUUACGUCCAUAUUGCUGUACAUAGAAACUAAGAAGUCUGUGAAUUUCUUUUUUUGCGUGCGCAUUUCGGCUGUAUUUUUAAACGCUAAUGUUUGAAUGUCACUUCAAUACUUAGGAUCGUGAAGGAAGCGAUAUAGACUUCUAUUCGAAAUAUCCUCCGUCUUUCAAGUGUUCUAAUCUGACAUCAUGCAUUAAGUGUUUAAAUUUUGUCAUGCUUGAAUUACUCUAUAUAAGAUCUGUAUUUAUGUGUUUAUGUAUAAAUAUUGUUGAUACUUAAUCUUACUGCUUCAGCAUGUUGUAACGUAAUCGUUUUAGCGUAAUAGUACUAGAAAUGCAAAUUCGAUAAAAAAAGAACUCAGCGGGAUGCUGUAUUUAUUGAUAACAGAAAACAGAUGUAUACAAAAUACAUGUAUGAUGCUUAUAAGUUUAUCCUAUUAUUUUGUACUUAGAACGACGUCUGGUUGUUAAAAAGUACCUCCUUUUAUACAAC